UCAAACACCAACUUUUCAUCUUUGCUCUUCAAGACAGUUAAGCUGUUUUAGCGGUUUUUCCUCUCCUCUCUUUUCUCUCUCAUCUUCAGAUCUUCGUGUUCCUUUGCCGGCCGAAGGAUUCGGAUAUUGAUAAAAUCGCUCUUAACCGGACAAGGGUUAUACCGAGUUAAACUGAAGAAGAUGAAAUCAUGGUUCCCAUCUUAUAUGACAGCAACCAUUUUAUGGGUAUUAACAUGGGAAUCAUUUCCAAAAAUAAAUGCGCAAAUGAAAAGAGCAAGAACGUCACAUGUCAUGCGAAAUUUUGAUUAUUUUCCUACUGAACUGCAGUUAUAUGAUCAUUGCAAAUCAUCUUUUGAUUGUCUACUUUUCAUUGCUCAUAGUCAUUGUGAUUGGAGUUCUAGAACAUGUGUUUGUCAAAAUUAUCACGUAGCUUUUAAUAAUACAAUGUGCUUACCUGCAUCAUUGUUAGGAUAUGGUUGUAUAACAGAUCAACAGUGUAGGAUAAAAGUUCCUCACAGCCGUUGUGUAAAUGGAUUGUGCGAAUGUGAGGAAAAUUACAUUAGACUAAGAAAAGACAGGUGCCUACCACCUGCUAAAGUGGAUGAUUAUUGUUUAUAUGAUCAACAAUGUCAACUGGCCAGCAGUUACAGUUACUGCAAAUACAUCAUUCCGAGGAUUUAUGGAAAAUGUCAGUGCCCAAUUGGUUAUAUGGUAACUGAGGAUAAUGAUUGCUUACCUUAUUUAGGAAGUAGCUGUUUGAAUCAUAAUGACUGUGAGCGAAUAACACCUAAUUCUUAUUGCCUAAAAUCAGGAGGGACAGCAUAUUGUGAUUGCAGAGAUGGCUAUGGUUUAUCUUCAAAUAAAUUACAAUGUGAAUUAAUACCAGAAACACCCCCCGAAGAUGAACUUCGAAUUGCUUGUGACCCUUCGAAUAAAGACUGUAAUGUUAUUUCACCAAUUUCAUUGGGAAAAAGCUGUACGAGUUCAGCUGAAUGUAAAGCUAGAGAUCCUUACAGUAUUUGUAGAAAUGGUACUUGUGAUUGUGAAGCUCCUGAUGAAACAUGCAAUGCUCAGAAACCUGGUUGCUUUGAAGAUUCUUUCCAAUGUCGAAACGGAUAUUGUAUUUCAUGGUACUAUGUUUGUGAUGCACGUCAAAAUUGUCCUGAUGGUAGCGAUGAAGAUGAAUGUGAACCAUUUAAGUGUCCUAAACAAGCUUUUCAAUGUGAUGAUGGUACUUGUCUUGCAAAAUCAAGUGUUUGUAAUGGCAGAUGGGAAUGUCCUGAUGGUAGUGAUGAAGCAAGAUGUUAUACUGGAAUUAAAUGUGAUAAAGACUCUUUCCAAUGCAAAAAUGGACAAUGCCUUCCACAAUAUGAGUUUUGUAAUGCAGUUCAAAGUUGUGCAGAUGGAAGUGAUGAAAUAGUUGAUGUUUGUGAGAAAGGUCUUAAAUGCCCAGAAAAUCAUUUUAAGUGUGAUAGCGGCCGAUGCAGAUCAUCAGCUAUACUCUGUACAGGACUAGAUGGAUGUGGUGAUAAUUCUGAUGAAACCCACUGUGAAGUUUGCUAUUGCAAAAAGCCAUAACUCCAACUGCCUUGGAUCUCUAUUGGAAGAUGUUCCUCAUUUAAUUUAUUUUGUGAUGUUCAUCUGAAUUGUGUUAAUUUAUGUUUUUAUCAUUCAUUGUUUUUGUUGGUAUUUUAUCACUGAAGGAUGUGUGGAUUGCUUUUAAAGCAUUUUGGAAUUUGAGAAGCUUGUAAAUAGCCAAAUAAAAGUUAUUUCAUCAAAUUGUAA
Messenger RNA from Parasteatoda tepidariorum (common house spider), 1785 nucleotides. RefSeq lists its product as uncharacterized. NCBI's taxonomy places the organism in Eukaryota, Metazoa, Arthropoda, Arachnida, Araneae, Theridiidae. The record is from RefSeq and is a predicted model, not a curated record. Gene Ontology annotation, molecular function: protein binding.